AUGCCCCGCAGGGUGACGACCGAGGGUCGCGCGGGGGUCACCACGGCCUCCCCGGCCAACCACACAGGCACAUGCAGGCAGCUGCAGUCACCCCCCAGGGGGAACAUCCAGGUCCUCCGUGGGAAUGGCACCUCUGUGGGCACCAUGCUUGUCUUCCACUGCCCCUCGGGCCACCAGAUGUUGGGAUCCGGCCUCCUCACCUGUGUCUGGAAGGGGAACCUCACCGAAUGGUCUUCAGAUGCUCCCGUGUGCAAGCCCCUGCCUGCGCAUGAGACCUUCGGCUUCAAGGUGGCCGUGGUGGCGUCCAUCGUCAGCUCAGCCAUCAUUCUGCUCAUGUCCAUGGCCUUCCUCACCUGCUGCCUCAUGCGGUGCAUGAAGAGGAGUGAGCAGCAAAGGGCUGACAGGGCGGCCCAACUGUGGCUCCAGCUUCGCGGAGAGGACCUGGAGACGGUGCAGGCCGCCUACCUGGGUGUCAAGGGCUUUGCUGCAGGUGGCAGCAGCGAGCCCAGGAACUGGCCCAGCCAGGCACAUGACAACCACAGUUUCACCAGUGACCUUGGGGAAGGCCCCCGUGAGUUGGCCAUGAACAAGGACCCCUGGAGCACGGCGCCCGACCCCCUGAAUGCCAGCAACUUCAUCAGCUCCCGAGGUGUGAUGGUGCACGCAGCGGCCCUGGGGCCACCUCUGUCCAUCCCCAGGCCUGUCGUGGGGCCCAGACCCAUGGCCUAUGCGCUGGGCUGAUGAAGGCUGGGCCACUUGAGCCAACACACUGGGGCCUUUUGUGGCCUCAGGACUGGCCCGUCCGUUUCUGCCUCAGGGAGCCAUCCAGGGCCCAACUGGGGACUCCUGGGACUCUCCGGCCUGGGGAGGGCCUUGGCUGUAGCUGUUUAUAGAGACGCCCUGCCUUGAAGGUACCACGAGAACCACAGCCCAGCUGCCGGCUCGCUCCGAUGCACCCCUGCCAGGACCCAAGCGGGGAUUUUCAGUGAA
Molecule: messenger RNA, 990 nt
Organism: Sorex fumeus (smoky shrew)
Lineage: Eukaryota; Metazoa; Chordata; Mammalia; Eulipotyphla; Soricidae
Gene: SUSD3
Product: sushi domain containing 3
Exons: 5
Coding region: 1-741 (246 amino acids)
Cellular component (GO): plasma membrane
Source: RefSeq, a predicted model, not a curated record